Molecule: messenger RNA, 1400 nt
Organism: Oryza brachyantha (malo sina)
Lineage: Eukaryota; Viridiplantae; Streptophyta; Magnoliopsida; Poales; Poaceae
Product: putative F-box/LRR-repeat protein 23
Exons: 2
Coding region: 102-1079 (325 amino acids)
Molecular function (GO): protein binding
Source: RefSeq, a predicted model, not a curated record
ACAUUUUCGGGGUAAUGGCAAGCUGAGCGUGAAGUACAACUCCGUGACCCCCACCCCCACCACCGCCUCUCCUCCCCCAAUCUCGCGAACCCUAGCCCGCCAUGUCGUCGCCCCCGCCGACGGGCGCGGCGGAGCCCGAGGUCGAGAGCCGCGACUGGGCGGAGAUGCCGUCGGACGCGCUCGCGGCGGUGUUCGGGAAGCUGGACGUGACCGACCUGCUGACCGGGGCCGGGCUGGUGUGCCGCGCGUGGCGCCGGCUCGCGGCCACCGACCCCACCCCGUGGCGCCGCGUGGACAUGAGCCACCAGGGGGACAUCAUGGAGGACGACGAGGCGGAGGCCAUGGCGCGCGCCGCGGUCGACCGCGCCGCCGGCACCAUGGAGGCAUUCUGGGCCGACUCCUUCGUCACCGACGGCCUCCUCCUCUACAUCUCCGAGAGAGCCUCCUCAUUGAAGAGCCUUCAACUCAGCAUGUGCCUCAAUGUCAGUAAUGAAGGGAUUGCAGAGGCAAUGAAGGGCUUUCCUCAGCUUGAGGAGCUGGAUAUUACAUUCUGUUCUUUGUAUGGUGAUGUGUGUGCAUCUGUUGGCAAAGCUUGCCCAGAACUUAAAUGCUUCAGGUUGAACGAACGUUAUACUUUUCCAAUGGAUUAUGCAGCCCCUGGUGUUAUGGAUGAUGACACUGGAGCAUUAGGGAUUGCAAGCAAUAUGCCUAAUCUCCGAGAACUUCAGUUGAUUGGCAACAAGCUAACUAAUGAUGGGCUAAUGUCAAUCCUAGACCAUUGCCAACACCUUGAAUCCCUGGACAUACGCCAGUGCUACAGCAUUCAAAUGGAUGAUGCUCUGAAAUCGAAGUGUGCUAGAAUAAGAGAUGUUAAGCUUCCUCAUGACUCAAUCUCUGAUUUCAAGUACCGAGCUUACAUUGUCAGCACCGGUUAUUCUGGUUCUGAUUUGGAGGUUGAUAUGUAUGAUGAUCUACUGGAUGUGGUCACUGAUGAUGAUGAUGCUGACUUUGAUGAUAUGGAUGAUGAUGAUGAUGCAUGCUCUGAUGGUGCCAUAUAUGAUGAUGAAUUUGAUAUCUGAUGAGAAUUAGGUCCAGACUGUUACAUCGUGCAUGUGAAAAUUGUGAGGUAGAACAGUAUGGUGUUCAUGCCUGUUAAGAGUAUGGAAUCUAGGUCUUCAUAUCAGGGCAGGAAGUAUCCUGGUGUUUAUAUUCACUCUUCUUUUGCUGUCCUCAUUUUCCAAGAAGCUGUAACUAAUUAUAUGUUAAGUCUACUAUGAGUCCCAGUUGUGUGGACAUGUUCUUUGAUGUGCAAUUUAUGCAGUACUUUCUAGUUGCAACAUAGUAUCCAUCUGGUUUCUAAAUUGGUUUGACUUAAAUUUGUGAUGAUGAGUGCCAUGAAU